This is a messenger RNA of Aptenodytes forsteri (emperor penguin), 573 nucleotides long. It is a transcript of the gene ESM1, whose product is annotated as endothelial cell specific molecule 1. Lineage: Eukaryota; Metazoa; Chordata; Aves; Sphenisciformes; Spheniscidae. Bases 16 to 573 code for a protein of 185 amino acids. The record is from RefSeq and is a predicted model, not a curated record. The transcript is spliced from 3 exons. Gene Ontology annotation, cellular component: extracellular region.
UUAUCCCUGCAAGACAUGAAGGGCUUCCUGUUUCUCACACUCCUCCUGAUGCCCGUGCACGCUGGAACUGCUUGGAGUGCGAAAUAUGCAGUAGAUUGUCCCGAGCCCUGUGACAGUAACGCGUGCAAAAGUACCUUGCGCUGUAAGCGAACGGUGCUGGAUGACUGUGGCUGUUGCAGAGUGUGUGCAGCUGCUCUGGGGGAGACUUGCUAUCGUACGGUCUCGGGUAUGGAUGGUGUCAAGUGUGGUCCUGGGCUGAAGUGCCAGUUUUACACUGAGGAGGAUGACUUUGGUGAUGAAUUUGGUAUCUGCAAAGAGUGUCCCUACGGUACCUAUGGAAUGGAAUGCAGGAAAACCUGCAACUGUCCCUCUGGCAUCUGUGACAGAGUAACCGGGAAGUGUUUGAAAUUCCCAUUUUUUCAACUGUCUGCUUCAAAGCCUCCAAAUCGACGAAAAAUAGUUUCACAUACAGAGAACGACAUGGCAUCAGGGGAUGGCAAUUCUGUAAAAGAGGAAUUCGUUAAGGAGAAAGCUAUUCGCUCUCCGGUAAUGAAGUGGCUAAAUCCUCGCUGA